CCGAGAAGUCAACAGUAAUAUGUAAAAAUAACAAUUAAUACCUACCUACUCGAAAUUUUUGUGUUUUAUAAUACUCUUUUCCAAAUUUUUCCAAAUUACAAUGCCCUGUAAAAACGCUCUGGGGCCGGGCCCGGGCGCCUACAGACUGCCUACAACGGUGGGCUACAACCAACACGACCCGUCGCGUUACCGCAACCCGAUGUACUCAUUCGGUACGCACGCCGGCUUUCGGUUAAAACAGCUGGGCCCAGGACCGACCUACCGAAUAGAUCGAGUCACGCGCGAUGGUGUGGUGUCGUCACCCGCGUGGAGUUUUGGUGCCCGGUUCCCAGGCCGAGGUGCAAUGCGAACUCCUGGCCCCGGAGCGCACGCGCCAGAACGCUGUCCACCAACCCGCGAGCCUCGUGCGCCGCAGUACUCUAUGGGCGCGCGCCUUGGAUUCGGGCUGAAGAGGGCAGGCCCCGCGCCUAAUGCCUAUGCACUAAGACUUGGCCCUGGAACGCCUGCCUACACGAUGGGGGCGCGGCUGGGUAUCAACCUUAAAGCAAAGUCCCCUGGACCGGCGGUUUACUUUCAACGUGACGCCGAUGUAUACAAAACGAAAGCCCCGAUCUACAGUCUAGGCGCCCGGGCGGAAGGCGCCGGUAAGCCUACUAAGACACCGGGGCCUGCUGCUUAUCCUCCUAAUCUCUAUAACACCAAAAAGAAUCCGUAUUCAUACUCGUUUGGCACGAAACAUGGCGACUGCGCACCACCCUUGAUCGUGAAAGAAGACACAAUGGACUGUCUUUGAAAUUGAUCCAAACCACAACUAGAGACAAAAGCCAGACUUGAGAAGAUGCAGGAAAGGAUUCAAAUGCCUUGAAAUGUAAUGCAACUUGCUCUAAACCAAUAUCUGUUCUAAAUAAAAUCUAGUACAAAAAACAGUACUAAUUUAGUAUAUGGAGUACAAAAUUACAUGAACUUUAGUAAAACUCUAAAAAUUAUAUUGUUUUUUUUUUGUGCAAUAAAUUAGAAUGUUUUCAAUGAAUUAUCCAUUAUGGUUUGUUGCUGAUUGUGAAAAUUACGUGUUUAUGUGAAAUUUGUAACAUGCAAUGUAC
Molecule: messenger RNA, 1100 nt
Organism: Maniola jurtina (meadow brown)
Lineage: Eukaryota; Metazoa; Arthropoda; Insecta; Lepidoptera; Nymphalidae
Product: outer dense fiber protein 3
Exons: 5
Coding region: 101-793 (230 amino acids)
Cellular component (GO): cytoskeleton
Source: RefSeq, a predicted model, not a curated record